Adineta steineri is the source of this 1329-nucleotide messenger RNA. NCBI's taxonomy places the organism in Eukaryota, Metazoa, Rotifera, Eurotatoria, Adinetida, Adinetidae. The record is from the annotation of a GenBank genome assembly.
AUGAUAUGCAGCAUGACUGUUGAAAUCAGUUGCAAACGUAUAUCAUCAUCAUCAUCAUCAUCAUCAGACACAACUAGUUCAAAAAUAGCAAGUAUACAAAAUAAAGCAACAUCAGUUGAUGAAAAUCUUAUAAAUGAAAUGAAUUCCUAUUGGAUGGGAACUAUAAGUAUUGGUACACCACCACAGAGUUUUAAUAUCGAUUUUGAUACAGGUUCAUCAGAUCUGUGGAUUCCAUCAAUUCGAUGUCUUUCCUCAUGUGGUAACCACAGUAGAUAUAAUGCAAACAAGUCUAGUACAUAUCAAGCGAAUGGUGCUAGUUUCUCCAUCAGUUAUGGCGAUGGUUCUUUUGUUAAAGGUUACCUUGAUAGCGAUACUGUCACAGUAGAUGGUCUUUCUGUGGUUAAUCAAGUUUUUGCUGAAGCACUGAACAUGUCAGGUUUCAAUGACGUUUCUGAUGGUCUUUUAGGAUUAGCAUAUCCAGAUCUUGCAAAUGGUGGUGAAACACCUUUAUUCUAUAAUAUGUAUGCGCAAAAUUUAAUUCCACAACCAGUAUUUAGUUUCUAUUUCAAUCCAGAUUCAUCAGUGGUGCCCGGUGGUGAAUUAAUUUUAGGCGGUGCAGAUACAAGCAAGUAUACAGGAUCACUUGCCUAUGUAAAUGUCAGUACGCAAGGUUAUUGGCAAUUCAAAGUGAAUAGUAUAACUGCUGGUAGUACUACUACGAUUUGUUCAUCGAAUUGUAAUGCUAUUGCUGAUACUGGAACAACUUUAAUUCUUGGACCGACUAGUCAAAUUAAUGCACUAAAUGCAGCAUUAGGCGCUACUUAUCAUGCUAGUACAGGAUUGUAUUCUGUAAGUUGUUCAAGUCGUACUCAACAAGGUUUUCCAAAUAUUACAUUUACAAUUGGUGGUCAACAAUUUACACUUUCUGUACUUCAAUAUUUUAUAAUAGUGAAUAGUGGAUCAAGCUUUACUUGUUACAGUGUUUUUGGUGUUUCACCUCUUACUAAUGUUUGGAUUCUUGGUGAUUAUUUUCUUUCACGAUUUUAUUCACUUUAUGAUAUCGGUCAGAAUCGCGUCGGUUUUGCUACUUCAAUUUCAUACAAUUAUGCACCUUAUGUAUAUCCACAAACAUUUCAAAGUACUACAAGUGCGGCUAGUACUACUCACUCAACCACUGUCUCGACAACGAAUGGAAACACUGGAUCUACUAGCUUCACUGCACCAACUACAACAGUUUCAACAAUGACCAAUUCUUCCAAAACAAUGCAUCGAGGAAUCGACUGGACUAUUUUGUUCAGUUUGAUAGUGAUCUAUAUUCGAUUACAAUAA